ACUAAUGGAGGUAAAGAGCAACCCUCCCUAGACCAGGGAGACGGCAUACCAUCCCUGUAUAGAGUAACGGAGCUCUAGCAAAUCCCCAAGUACUAAACAUCACAGGGAUUUUUUUUCCAGCAUAGGUUAACGUCCCAUUCAGUUGCGGGAGGGUACAGUUUGUAGGGAAGAUGGUCUCUGAAAUCCACAGGCGCAAGAUCUGAGCUUCAAAUCUCACAGAGCGAACUAACCUGGAUUUGCAGUAGACACCUUAAACAUACCCUGUCUCAAACGCUGCAGGUAUGAUUUGGUGCAUCGUGCAUCCCACUGAAUGAUGGAGACUUCCAAUGUGUUCAGAAGCAGCAAAUGGGAGUUCAUCUCCAUAACAUUUAUACAUAAUCUAAUCAAAUGGGAAUUAAAAUGUUACUGACCAUGAAACACUGCGUGUCGCCACGCACGGUGCCGCCACCUCCACCCCCGGCACCGAAGCCCGACAAAGCCAACGCCAGGCUGCAGAAGAUCCUGAAGCGGAUUGCCAAGCGUCAAAGUGCAGAAGUCUUCUCAUCACCGGAGGAUGGGGCAGAUAAAUCCCACACUUACCUGUCCAAACCCUUCCGGGCUUCCCUGUCGCCCGUGAGCGAGGGAAGUCCCGUUCCGGAGCACAGUGAGCGGAGGAUGCGCUCCCUCCCAUCUCCUUUGCCGUCUCUCAGACAAUACCCAACACCUGCAGCCCCAGACGCACGGCGUAAGCCUGUAUCCCAUUCGCAAGACCUUUUACAAGGGCAAAAUCGAGAUUCUCACCAAAACACAGACAAGUGUCUCACUGGUAGCGGGUGGAGGUCUGACCCAUGUCUCUGGUCCACCACUCCAUCCUGUGGUUCCGGUAAAGACCCUCGUUCUUUCAAGUGUUCAACCGAGCAGCAGCGCACGACAAUCACCCAUGCUUGGAAUGCCGCCGCGAUUUUCCCCAAGUUGUUACACCCAGCCGGGCACGGAGAUUCCCGCCACAAACAUUUUCACCGGGCAACCCCUUGGCCUUGCUCCUGGUGCUCACCUUGCUCAACCCUACCUCUCCAAUGGCCCUGACGUUGCCAUGAUGGGUGUGUUCCAGAGUAACAGAGCAACCUACAACCCUCCCAGGGUGAAGACUCCCACGUAUGAACCUCCGAGGGUGAAGACUCCCACGUACGACCCUCCCAGGGUGAAGACUCCAACCUAUGAACAUCGGGGAACAAGGACUCCAACCUAUGACCCUCCCAGGGUAAAGACACCCACCUAUGAACCUCUGAGGAUGAAAACGCCAACCUACGAACCUCAGAGGGUGAAGACUCCGACUUAUGACUUUCCGAGGGUGAAGACUCCGACCUAUGACCUUCCGAGGGUGAGGACUCCGACCUACAACCCUCCGAGGGUGAAGACACCAACCUUUGAAGCCCUGUGGGUAAAGACGCCAACCUUUGAACCUCCACGGGUGAAAACUCCAACCAAUGAACCUCCACGGGUGAAAACUCCAACCUACGACCCUUCGAGGGCAAGGACUCCAACCUAUGAACUUCCAUGGGCAAAGACACCAACCUAUGAACCUCCAAGAGUGAAGACUCCAACCUUUGAAAUCCCAAGGGAAAAGACUUUUACCCAUGGGGUGCCUCAUGGCGGUCACAUGGACAAGGCAUCCGAUAUGUCAGCCAUGCAAAAGAAUGCUCCGACAGAUGACUCUGUGAGUGUCAAUGUAGAAGUCCAUCAUAGAGAGAUGUUCACCGUGGCGAAAAGCAAAAUAGAAUCUGAACCCAGGCCAUCAAACUCUGUGGCCGAGGCAGCUAACCAAGGUCAGUCAGUUGUGAUGGCAGCAGCUCCGCUGAAAACCGUUGAUAGAGUGAAAGCUCCAAGGAGCAAGAUGAGUGGUUGGAGCCGUCUCAAGAAGCAUAUGGUGGUGGAAGACGAGCCCCCGAAAUUCCCAGAGCCGGAGUCAGGAGCUCAGGAGCAGAGUCAAAACCAGACAGAAGAUGGCAAGCAAGAGUCUCAAAACACCAAGGGGACACGGGCUGAUAAGAUGUGGGAUGCAAUGCUGUUCCAAAUGUUUGCGGUGAAAGAGCAUUUGCCGGAGGGAAGCAGGCAGGAUGAGCAGGAACCAGCCUCGGACAAGCCCAGGGCAACGCAGCAGUCAUCGUGGUUCAGCAGCCGCUUGCCCCUUCUGCUUUUUCGGCCGCGCUUCGAUGCUCGAAAGUUGAAGGAAGCAGCUAAAGGUCCCCUGAAGAGAAUCAGUAGCACGUUGAUCGAGUCGGGGCUGCAUCGCAAAGCGAUCGACGACGAAGAACUCAAGGAUUUCAACCGUACUGCAAAAGGCUGGCCAACAAAGCAGCGGCCUGAGCAUACAAACUAGCAAUCCAAAAUAGCCCACGGAAACCAGACCUAUUGAUCUGGCAACACAAGGGAAUUAGAGGAACAUCAACGCUGCCCAUAUGGAUUAGGUUUUUUUUAAAUUAAAUUCUUAUACAUACAACAUGUUACCAAAUGUAAUAAAAAUACAUUUUAAUCAUA
Molecule: messenger RNA, 2517 nt
Organism: Amblyraja radiata (thorny skate)
Lineage: Eukaryota; Metazoa; Chordata; Chondrichthyes; Rajiformes; Rajidae
Gene: prr33
Product: proline rich 33
Exons: 3
Coding region: 920-2359 (479 amino acids)
Source: RefSeq, a predicted model, not a curated record